Molecule: messenger RNA, 1648 nt
Organism: Somion occarium
Lineage: Eukaryota; Fungi; Basidiomycota; Agaricomycetes; Polyporales; Cerrenaceae
Source: the annotation of a GenBank genome assembly
GCUUCAAUAAAGAACAACGCUUAAAUAGUGCAUACGGGCUCGAUCAUUUCGGUGGCUGUUCUAUAUUGCAGGGGCCUCUGUUAGGUACGUCAGUGUGCGUUGACUGUCUCGCUACCGAAUCUUGAACAUUUGAACUAGUUCACCUCCAAAACCAAACACAACUCGACAAAGGAGUCAGAUGUGAUCGUUCUUAGGCAUCGCGCUUUGUAAUCGCAACGAAAUACCUCUUUACCACCCACCACCUUGUCGGUGGUAUCAACUUUAGUCAGGACUACAGCGUAUGCCGUAUCGCAGUACGCAACCGUCCAACAUAUCCACCACACGUCAAUCAAGAGAAGUAACCAACUUACUACAUACUUUAAGGGGCGAGCACUUCAGACAUGCUCAGAACAUCCUCGACCGCGGUUCGCCAUCUCGCACCAGUAGAACCAUCUCUCAGCAUGCGACUAUCAAGCAUUCGCUUCCCAUUUCGCAGAUAUUUGGCUCCAUAGCGGAAAUUCCAUCUAUCUCAUCUGGUGAAGGUAGUCGGCACCCAUCUGAGGAGCCCGUUACUCGCACGCCUUCACGAGGUGAGACCUCGACAGACAUUCAGUUUGAGGAGAGGGGAACUCCCGCCUGGAGAGAAAGGGUACUGUCGUUAUUGUUUGCACAGGUACCUCUUCGUGAGGUUGAACCCUACGACGAGUCUGAUGUUUCCAAUGAGCAUCAUGACUACGAGGACGCUACAUUUGGCUCGUCACACAAACGCAUCCCACCUCUGAUAGAACUGUGCUUGCAGGUUUUGCUGGACUACUGCCGUGGUCGUCAUUUCUCAGAAAUCCUAGUUCCAUGUCUUCCCCCUCAUCUUCGACAUGUACUCUUACGCUGGACGGCCGUCCACUCUCCCCUCCCCAGUUCAAAACUGUUCGCUCUAUGCGAACCCGAUGGUCACGUCAACGGCGAGCUUAUCGUAGUUGGGCCACAAGCAGCAUUGCCUGCAGACUACUUCGCUUCCGCUGAUGAAUCAGAACGGACAAAGCGGGAUGUCAUUGACGACGAAGAUAUUGAGCGACCAUCAGAUGAAGAGUCUUGGGAGUCAUCAGGGUCAUCUGAGGAACAAUCACAACCUUUGAACACACUUGCCCUAGUGACGACCCCUUUACCCGCGACUACGCUCUUCUCUUUACCUCCGACACUCACCCAUCUGGCUCUUCUUGGGCUCCCAUCACCGACACCCAUCCACCGAUUACCUCGAGUGUGUCCUCUCCUAGAGGUACUCGACCUGUCAUACAAUCUAUGGUUGAGUUAUGUGCAGGUCGUCAGUUCGGAAGAGUCUGGAAGAUUUGUUUCGGUGCAGGGAUCAGGAAGGGGAGGUGAAAGGAUGAUUGAAAGGGUGGAGUGGUCUCGCUGGACGCGACUCAAGGUACUUGGGCUCAGAGAGUGUGGUAUUGGAGAAAAUAUCGUGUCGAAGGUCAAUAAGGGUAGAUGGACAGAUGUAGAAGUAAUUGGCGUGGAUGAAGGCAUUCUACGCUGAUGGUCAUGAUCUUGGGGAUAUCAGAAGACUAGUCAGGGCAUGUAAUUCGUAUAGCGAACUUACAAGUGGAAUUUGUAGCUUUAUCAUAAAUGUAUAUUUCGUUACUAAUAAUAUGCAAUGAUGUUAAGUAGAGAC